This is a messenger RNA of Hyalella azteca, 2620 nucleotides long. It is a transcript of the gene alpha-Man-Ib, whose product is annotated as endoplasmic reticulum mannosyl-oligosaccharide 1,2-alpha-mannosidase-like. Gene Ontology annotation, molecular function: mannosyl-oligosaccharide 1,2-alpha-mannosidase activity; calcium ion binding. Gene Ontology annotation, biological process: carbohydrate metabolic process; N-glycan processing. Lineage: Eukaryota; Metazoa; Arthropoda; Malacostraca; Amphipoda; Hyalellidae. Gene Ontology annotation, cellular component: membrane; endoplasmic reticulum. The transcript is spliced from 12 exons. The record is from RefSeq and is a predicted model, not a curated record.
UUUCAAUAUACCAACAGUCUGCAUUCAGCUUCAGGCUGAUUCAACAAACGUAGACUAGGCUUUUCUUAGUUGUACAAAAUCAUUUAUUUCAAAUAAUGUUGCCUAUUGUGGUUGAAAAUCAAGACUAUGUUACUGUUGCUCUACCCCCUGUUGCUGAGCACCAAAUUUCUCAGAAAAAGUCAUUGAAAAGGAGAUGGAAAGAGCUUCCACAUUUACUACGUAUGCUGCUGUGUGUGGUAUGCCUGUUGGUCAUUGCCUCACUGAUUUUGCUGUGGGAGCGUCACCAGCAGCAGCUGCGGGAGGAAGCAGUGGCCGCCGCACUCUUGCUUCGGCAAGAGCAGGAAGAGCCCAAAAAUGUAGUGGAUGUCCAGAAGAUAGCAGCAAGCCCCCUGCUACAGAAUUUAGACACCAAGUCAAAAGACAUUUUACCCGUGGACGUGGGCAUCCCUGGCGAGAACAACAACCUCAACCAGAUCCCCCCUCCUGGCAGCCGGAGUGCCCGAGCAGAGGCGGUGGUUGGGGCCAUGCAGCAUGCGUGGCGGGGCUACCGACAGUUCGCGUGGGGCCACGACCACCUGCGCCCCAUCUCCCAGCAGCCCCACGACUGGCUCAGACUUGGCCUCACGCUCAUAGAUGGCCUCGACACCUUGUGGAUAAUGGGCCUCAAGACAGAGUUCAAAGAAGGCCGUGACUGGGUCGCCCAUCACUUAGACUUCGAGAUGAACCAGAACGUGAACCUGUUCGAGACAACCAUACGCGUGCUGGGGGGACUGUUGUCCUGUUAUCACCUCACUCACGACCAGGUCUUCAUAGACAAGGCUACAGACCUAGCAGACCGGCUACUAGCAGGGUUCAACAGCGACAGCGGGGUGCCCUACAGCGAUGUUAACCUCGCCACCCGCAGCGCCUCCAAGCCCAAGUGGGGACCUGACUCCUCCACCUCCGAGGUCACCACCAUACAACUAGAGUUCAGAGACCUGUCUACCAUCACCGGCAACCCUGCUUAUGCUGCUGCGGUGAACCGCGUGUCUAAGCACGUGCACGGCCUCGUGAAGCACGACGGGCUCGUGCCCAUCUUCAUCAACGCUGCCAGCGGCGACUGGCGCCCUCACUCCACCAUCACCCUGGGGGCGCGGGGUGAUACUUACUACGAGUACCUCCUGAAGCAGUGGCUGCAGGGGGGCAAGACCGAGACUUGGUGAGACUAGUGACUACCACUCACUACCAGUGGUAUGGUAACAGAUCUUGCACAGCGCACCAAACCCAACAACUACCUCUUCUUCGGUGAACUUCAUGGCUCUGCCAAGACGUUCGUGAACAAGAUGGACGAGUUGACGUGCUUCCUGCCGGGGACGCUGGCCCUGGGACACCACCACGGGGUCCCGGACAGCAUCGUCCCGGGGGUCGCAGGGACCCCAGGGUCUCACCUGGAGCUCGCCAAAGACCUCAUGGAGACCUGCGCCCAGACCUGGCUUAAGCAGCCCACGCACUUGGCACCUGAGAUCACAUACUUCAACUAUAGGCAAGACGAUAAGGAGGACUUCUUCGUGAAGAGCAACGACGCUCACUACCUCCUGAGACCUGAGACGGUCGAGAGCCUCUGGUACCUGUACCAGGUGACUGGUAACACCACCUACCAGGACUGGGGCUGGACCAUCUUCCAGGGUAUAGAGAAGCACUGCCGUGUUGCCCACGGCUACACGACCAUCAGUAACGUGCGUAACCCCGCGGACACACGACCACGGGACAUGAUGGAGAGUUUCUUCUUAGGAGAAACUCUCAAGUAUUUCUUCCUGCUCUUCUCGGACGACCAGCGCUCCUUCUCCAUCGACCGCUGGGUCUUCAACACUGAGGCCCACCCGCUGCCUCUAGCGCCCCUACACACAACUCAACAACUAACUUUGUAGUUAACUAGUCACUAGUCUUAGUGUUUUAUGAUAGAAUCUUUCUAAGUUUGUAUUCUCUGUAUACAAUCUUUCUAUGUUUGUAUUAUUCUCUGUAUUGUAUUUGAAUUAUGCAGGGCUCUGUACCAGCGUUGCUCUUCCCUAUUAUUGAAAAUUUAGUUUACUUUCCAUCGACUUCCACGUGCAAUUUAAUUAUUAAUGUAAGUUUUCUAUUAGAUUUUUUUUUCUAGCGUAUUUAACUGCAAAUUUGAGAUAUGCAAUUUGAUGCAAAUCCUUGGCGCGUUGUCUAAACAACGUGAAUGUUGUUUUAAACAACAUUCAACUAAUGUUGUUUAAAACAACCUAAACAACUAGACAACUAAUGAAAUGUUCAAUAUUAAUGCCUGUUUUAUGAGCUAACCGUCGAAAUUAUUCACUGUAGCAUUUAAUUACAUCUCUAAUAUUCGGUUUUCAAACCCUGGAUAUUACAUGCUUAAAUGUUGUUGAUGAGUGAUGGAGUCUGUUCAAAGACCGGCCCGCUGUAUAUUUUGUAUAAUACGUUAAUUGUGAGAAAAUAUUAUGAGUGCUAUUGUUAACUUCACUUUUAUUGUGGUAUUUAGUCUUCACAUGGGAUAUAAGAUUCUUCUCAUAAAUAGCAUUUAGUGCUGAGGGGAAGACUGAUGUUACGUUGGUUCUUGUUGACAUGUUGCGUUAUUUUUAUAUUAUUAUUAUUUCAG